GAAACGGGAGCCUAAAAAGAGGACACCAGAUGUCAGAGAUGUGCUCGACGUAGAAUAGCCAGGACUCAGUGUCUCAUUUCAUGGAGGUUUGGGCAAGAUUGGGAAGCGGGCAGUUUGAUCAGCAGAGACAGAGCGGCAGGUUUCUCAGGGGAGACAAAUGAAGCUUUGAGCUCCCGGCGCCCCAUCCAAGUUAGAUCAUGUCUGUAUAACCGCUCCUCAAGCCUGCCGUGCCUCUUCCUGUUCUUUGCACGUCUGCUUUUCAUUUCGUCCCUCAUCAUCCAUCACAGUUCCACCAAAUGUUUAAAGUCCGACUUAAAUAUGAUCUCCUUUAAGGAGUCUCCACUAGGACCUCCUCCCUCAGACCCAAAGUGUCCUGAGCCACUUUCAUGGACUUAUCCCAUAAUACGGGGCUCUUUUGAUCUGUGCUUUCUGUCAGAUUGUCCAUUUCAGGGAGGACAGGCACAGUGUCAUCAUUAAACUGUGUCUCCAUGCACAUCGCCUAUGGUGCCCACCAGCGGUCAAUGUUUGAAUGAAUGAAUGCUCUUAGAGUCAGAACGACAGGAUUGGGCCGCUGGGAGACAUGGGGCGGAGAGUAGAUCGGAGAGUCCUCUACUUAGAAUUGCUAAACGAAGCCAUGGCAAUGGCCAGGAUUUCAAAGGAAGGCAUGUAACAAGCUAGAAGAAGAAGAGCCAGGGCAAAAAGAAGAGAGGGAGAGUAUUGAGGCUAAAGAAGAACCAGGGGGUACAAUAUCAUGAAGUGGAUGGAGAGCUGUCACAAAGGACAUAGUUUUUAGUGUCAGCCCAUGAGGACAGGCCAAGGAAUAGGAGAAUUGUAUACAGUUCAAUGAAUAUAAAUGAUGAAGUCUUAAAUUGGGGAAAGAUUUUUUUCAAGAGAGGAAUUGAGGUCCACAGCAAAAUUAAAAUGAAAUGAGUAGGUGACCAGGAACGUGGAAACAGUGAUCAAGCCAGAAACUUUUUUUUCCAAUCUGGGUUACCUCAGCCUGUUUUAGCACAGAUAUGGGCAUUAGCUGACAUGAACAAUGAUGGAAGAAUGGAUCAGAUAGAAUUUUCCAUAGCAAUGAAACUUAUCAAACUGAAGCUCCAAGGUUAUCAGUUACCUGCUGCACUUCCUCCUGUCAUGAAACAGCAACCUGUUGCUAUUUCUGGUGCACCCACAUUUGGUAUAGGAGGCAUUGCCAGCAUGCCACCUCUCACAGCUGUUGCUCCAGUCCCAAUGGCAUCAAUUCCAGUAGUAGGAAUGUCCCCACCUCUCGUAUCUUCUGUUUCCACAGCAGCAGUUCCUCCCCUGGCUAAUGGCACUCCUUCUGUCAUACAACCUCUGCCUGCUUUUGCUCAUCCUGCCACGUUGCCAAAGAGUUCUUCUUUUAGUAGAUCCGGUCCAGGUUCCCAGUUAAAUACAAAACUGCAGAAAGCACAGUCAUUUGAUGUGGCGAGUGCCUCUCCUGUGGCAGAAUGGGCUGUCCCUCAGUCAUCAAGACUGAAAUAUAGGCAACUGUUCAAUAGCCACGACAAAACAAUGAGUGGACAUUUAACAGGUCCUCAAGCAAGAACUAUUCUUAUGCAAUCAAGUUUACCACAAACUCAGCUGGCUACAAUAUGGAAUCUUUCAGAUAUUGAUCAAGAUGGGAAACUAACAGCAGAAGAAUUUAUUCUGGCAAUGCACUUAAUUGAUGUGGCUAUGUCUGGCCAGCCCCUGCCACCAGCACUGCCUCCAGAAUAUAUUCCUCCUUCGUUUAGAAGAGUUCGUUCUGGCAGUGGUAUAUCUGUUAUAAGCUCUGUAUCUGUAGACCAAAGGUUACCAGAGGAACCAGUGUUAGAAGAGGAGCAGCAACAGCUGGAAAAGAAGUUACCUGUGACAUUUGAAGAUAAAAAACGUGAAAAUUUUGAACGAGGUAACCUGGAACUUGAAAAGAGAAGACAGGCUCUCUUAGAACAGCAGCGUAAAGAGCAGGAGCGCCUGGCACAGCUUGAACGGGCUGAACAGGAACGGAAAGAAAGGGAACGUCAGGAGCAAGAGAGAAAAAGGCAGGUGGAGCUGGAAAAACAGCUGGAAAAACAGCGGGAACUGGAACGUCAGAGGGAAGAAGAGAGGAGGAAGGAAAUUGAAAGACGUGAGGCUGCAAAAAGAGAACUUGAAAGACAACGACAACUGGAGUGGGAACGGAAUCGAAGGCAAGAACUAUUAAAUCAAAGGAACAAAGAACAAGAAGACAUAGUUGUUUUGAAGGCCAAGAAGAAGACUUUGGAAUUUGAAUUAGAAGCUCUAAAUGAUAAAAAACAUCAACUCGAAGGAAAACUUCAAGACAUCAGGUGUCGAUUAGCCAUGCAAAGGCAAGAAAUAGAAAGCACAAACAAAUCGAGAGAACUUAGAAUUGCUGAAAUCACCCACCUGCAGCAGCAAUUACAGGAAUCUCAGCAAAUGCUUGGAAGGCUAAUUCCUGAAAAACAGUUACUCAAUGACCAAUUAAAACAAGUUCAACAAAACAGUUUGCACAGAGAUUCUCUUCUUACACUUAAAAGAGCCUUAGAAGCAAAAGAACUUGCUCGUCAGCAACUGAGAGACCAGCUGGAUGAGGUUGAGAAGGAAACUAGAUCAAAGCUACAGGAGAUUGAUAUUUUCAAUAAUCAGCUAAAGGAACUAAGAGAAAUACAUAACAAGCAACAGCUUCAAAAACAAAAGAAUUUAGAAGCGGAAAGGUUGAAACAGAAAGAAAAAGAGAGGAAAACAGUAGAACUAGAAAAGCAAAAAGAGGAAAGCCAAAGACGUUCCCAGGACAAGCAGUGGCUUGACAGAGUUCAACAAGAUGAAGAGUAUCAACGGCCAAAAAAACUCCAUGAUGAAGAGAAACUAAAGGAAGAAACAGUCAAGAAAAAGGACGGUGAGGAAAAAGGCAAACAGGAUAUGAAAGAGAAGCUGACUAAGCUUUUCCAGCAACAUCAGGAACCAGCUAGGCCCGCUCUCCUGGCCCCUAGCUCAUCCACAGAAAAAGGACCAUUUGCUAUUUCUACUCAAGAGGAUGUAAAGGUAGUGUAUUACCGGGCAUUGUACCCUUUUGAAUCAAGGAGCCAUGAUGAAAUCACCAUCCAGCCUGGGGACAUAGUCAUGGUGGAUGAAAGCCAAACUGGAGAACCUGGGUGGCUUGGAGGGGAAUUAAAAGGAAAGACGGGAUGGUUUCCAGCAAACUAUGCAGAGAAAAUCCCAGAAAAUGAGAUCCCCACCCCUCUGAAACCAGCAGCUGACUCUGCACCUCUGCCCGCACCUAAACUUGCUUUACAUGAAACCCCAACUCCUGUGACAGCAACCUCAUCAGAAUCAUCUACAACUUCCAAUAACUGGGCAGAUUUUAGCUCCACGUGGCCAACAAACACUAAUGAAAAGCCAGAAACAGAUAAUUGGGAUGCAUGGGCAACUCAGCCUUCUCUUACUGUUCCAAGUGCAGGGCAGUUAAGGCAAAGAUCUGCCUUUACCCCAGCUACUGUGACGGGCUCGUCGCCAUCUCCUGUUUUGGGCCAGGGUGAAAAGGUAGAGGGGCUACAAGCACAAGCUUUGUACCCAUGGAGAGCCAAAAAGGACAACCAUUUAAAUUUCAACAAAAAUGAUGUCAUCACAGUCCUGGAACAGCAAGAUAUGUGGUGGUUUGGAGAAGUUCAAGGUCAAAAGGGUUGGUUCCCAAAGUCUUAUGUGAAGCUCAUUUCAGGACCCAUAAGGAAAUCAUCAAGCAUGGAUUCAGGUUCUUCAGAAAGUCCUGCUGUUCUAAAGAGAGUAGCAUCACCAGCAGCUAAACUUUCGAUACCAGGAGAAGAAUAUAUUGCCAUGUACACUUAUGAGAGUUCUGAACAAGGCGACUUAACCUUUCAGCAAGGAGAUGUGAUUUUGGUGACAAAGAAGGAUGGUGAUUGGUGGACAGGCACUGUGGCUGACAAAUCUGGAGUCUUUCCUUCUAACUACGUGAGGCUUAAAGACUCCGCUGAGGUCCCUGGAGCUUCUGGGAAAGCAGGGAGUUUAGGAAAGAAACCUGAAAUUGCCCAGGUUAUUGCAUCUUAUACUGCUACUGGACCUGAACAGCUUACCUUGGCACCUGGACAACUCAUUUUGAUCCGGAAGAAGAAUCCAGGAGGAUGGUGGGAAGGAGAACUUCAAGCUCGUGGGAAAAAGCGUCAGAUAGGCUGGUUCCCAGCUAAUUAUGUAAAACUUUUAAGUCCUGGCACCAGCAAAGUCACUCCAACGGAGCCACCGAAGUCAAUAGCACUACCUGCAGUGUGCCAAGUGAUUGGUAUGUACGAUUACACUGCCCAGAAUGAUGAUGAGCUGGCAUUCAACAAAGGCCAGAUCAUCAAUGUUCUUAAUAAGGAAGAUCCUGAUUGGUGGAAAGGAGAAGUCAAUGGACAAGUGGGGCUCUUCCCAUCCAAUUAUGUGAAAAUGACAACAGACAUGGAUCCAAGCCAGCAAUGGUGUGCAGAUUUACAUCUUUUGGAUAUGUUGACACCAACAGAAAGAAAACGACAGGGAUAUAUCCAUGAGCUACUUGUUACAGAAGAGAAUUAUGUCAAUGACCUGCAGUUAGUCACAGAGAUCUUUCAGAAACCGCUGAUGGAGUCUGAGCUGCUGACAGAAAAAGAGGUGGCUAUGAUUUUUGUUAACUGGAAGGAGCUGAUAAUGUGUAAUAUCAAACUGCUGAAAGCCCUGAGAGUUCGAAAGAAGAUGUCUGGUGAGAGGAUGCCCGUGAAGAUGAUCGGCGACAUCUUGACUGCCCAGUUGCCCCACAUGCAGCCUUACAUCCGGUUCUGUAGCUGCCAGCUAAACGGGGCAGCCCUCAUCCAGCAGAAGACGGAUGAAGUCCCCGAGUUCAAGGAUUUUGUCAAAAGAUUAGCUAUGGAUCCUCGAUGUAAAGGGAUGCCACUCUCUAGUUUUAUAUUGAAGCCUAUGCAACGGGUAACAAGAUACCCACUAAUUAUUAAAAAUAUUUUAGAAAACACUCCUGAAAACCACCCUGAUUACAGCCACUUGAAGCAUGCUCUCGAGAAGGCUGAAGAAUUGUGUUCCCAAGUCAACGAAGGUGUGCGUGAGAAGGAGAAUUCGGACCGGUUGGAGUGGAUCCAAGCCCAUGUACAGUGUGAAGGCCUGUCUGAGCAACUUGUCUUCAACUCAGUCACCAAUUGCUUGGGACCCCGGAAGUUUCUGCACAGUGGGAAAUUGUACAAAGCCAAGAGCAACAAGGAACUGUAUGGCUUCCUUUUCAAUGACUUUCUCCUUCUGACCCAGAUAAUAAAGCCUUUGGGUUCUUCUGGGACUGACAAGGUCUUCAGCCCCAAAUCGAAUCUGCAGUAUAAAAUGUAUAAGACGCCUAUUUUCCUCAAUGAAGUCCUAGUAAAAUUACCCACUGACCCUUCUGGAGAUGAGCCCAUCUUCCACAUUUCCCACAUCGAUAGAGUCUACACACUCCGUGCAGAGAGCAUAAAUGAAAGAACUGCCUGGGUACAGAAAAUUAAAGCUGCUUCUGAAUUCUACAUUGAAACUGAAAAAAAGAAGAGGGAAAAGGCAUACUUAGUGCGCUCCCAAAGAGCAACAGGUAUCGGAAGGUUGAUGGUGAACAUUGUUGAAGGCAUUGAAUUAAAGCCCUGUUGGUCACAUGGUAAGAGUAACCCCUAUUGUGAAGUGACAAUGGGCUCCCAGUGUCAUAUUACCAAGACGAUACAGGACACGCUGAAUCCUAAGUGGAAUUCCAACUGCCAGUUCUUUAUCAAGGACCUAGAGCAGGAUGUUCUCUGCAUAACGGUGUUUGAGAGGGACCAGUUCUCCCCUGACGAUUUUUUGGGUCGGACAGAAAUUCGUGUGGCCGACAUCAAGAAAGACCAGGGGUCCAAGGGGCCAGUUACCAAAUGCCUCCUCCUACAUGAAGUUCCAACAGGAGAGAUUGUUGUCCGACUAGAUCUCCAGCUUUUUGAUGAACCCUAGUGGGGCACGGCUCCCACUGUAGCCUUCCCAUCCUGGCACUAGAGCCCUACAGAAACUGUCUGGAAUUUGGUAUUAUUUUUCUAAGUAGCCAUUGCUCUUCAUUCAUCUAUAAAGUAAUGGGGUCAAAUUAGGGGCGAGGGGCUCCCUGAGCUUUUACGAUGACCUUUUGACAAUCUCUCAAAGUGAACAAUCCUAAUUUGUGAGGCAAAUCUGUGUUUCCACACGUAGGCUUUCGCUCUCGUUUCUUGGGUUUCUGAAAUUCUCAAACCAGAGCCAAAACUGAUUCCUGUUCAGAAAAACGUCUGACCUGUCCUAUCAUUGGCCCCGCUUGUUUUCUUUACUGUCUAGUGCAACAUCUCUGUUCUUGGAAGACUGCGUAACUCUUCCUUUGUCUGCCACCUUGUAGCCCCAAUGCCUAGGCUCUUUGACAAUGACUUCAGUCCCUUGUCCCUGGUGUAGAGACAGAUUGUGCGUGGAGACCAUCGAGGGCGUGAGGUCUCCAGCCCCUUCAGAAGAAAGUCUGCACAGUUCUCAUCUGGAAUGCUGACGUGUGACCAUUUGGCAUAGACGGUCUUCUGAACGUGCCAUAGAAUUGGGCUUUUAAGAGCUAGUUGAGCCGAAGAAUCCUGCUGUUGUUUCCUUGCUACUCUAGUUAGAGGGGAAUAGACAGAACAGCAGUUAAUGGGUAAAAAGAAAUCAUUCAACUGUCACGCAGUUGGGGAGAGAUUGUUAGCAUGUUUGAAAAUGGCCUUUUCAAAAAGUCUCACUAUGAAUUUAGCAAAAUCACUCCCAGCUACUGUCAUUGGUCUGUUGAAACCCUACUUGUGUGAACACUGAUUGUACUGUAAUGGCCAACAGUGCUGGAAAAAAUCCCAAACUGAUCGACCCAGAGAUAUUGUAGCAUUUAUUUCAUGACGAAGGCCAUCUACUGAGGACCAGUCAUAAGCCUGUUUGGUGUUUGAAUGUGUCUGACCUUGAAUGUGAGGAAAAAUGGAAGCAGCUGUUCUUGGGGUCCUGACCAAGAAACAUAUCUGGGCUGCCAGGCAUCUUUCCGAAAGUCUAAAAGAAGGAGAAGGCGGCCAAAGGGAAAGGAUGGAGUAGAACAAAGGGGAGAAAAUCCAUUCUUUUUGUGAGGCAGAGAGGAAAACAGAUUCACAGAGAUUCUCUAUCCCAACUGCCAAGGACGAGAGGGCAUCUACUCCCAGAAGAAAAAGUGGAUGCGUGACGAGCGCUAAGCUGUGAAGCAAAGCGGUAUUCUGGGGAGGUCUCUGCUCUCUUGCUUAAAGGCCAGGGAUUCCGGUGGUAUUUAGGCAAUCACUUUGUUUCCUAGUUGGAAGGGGUGGGUUGUUUUUGUUCGCAUGUUGGUUAGUUAAGAGUUCACGUAAACCCUGAUCUCUGUAGGCUGUAUGGUUCUUGCAUGUUCUCUCUGGUAGUGAUUUGUCUCUUUCCUAUAUUCGGUGGUGUUCUUUCUGCUAUGGAUCUUUACGAUGUAGAUUAGGAUUGUGGAGAAAUCUUUUUAAGUGCUAGGUAGGCUAUGGUGUAGACUCUGUACAUCGUGGUGUGAUUUCCUGUAAGGGCACUGUUUUGUUUCAAGAAAUGAAAACAAAUUGUACUAUGUUGGAAGAACAACAAAGUUUACAUUUCAUACUUCGAAGAAACAUUUUAUUAUUUAUUUAUUAAAGAUAGUGUAAAAUUUUGUAUCAGAAAUAAGAGACAUAAGUAUUUUUUGAACCUGAGAUACAAUCUUUAGUUAGAAACAUUCAACGGAGCAAGGUUAGACCUAGUUUUAUCCCAGGAAUGCAUAUGUCGACCACUUAUUGACAGCAAACACUUUAAAAUAUCUUCAGUUUAUAUUUUUCAAUGUUGUUGAGGAAAUGUUUGGAACCAAAUCUAUAAACAGACAUGAAACUCAUGCUUUUGUACUUAUCAGAGGACUGGCUUCAAAUCUCACCUCUGACAUCUGCUCCCUGUGUGACCUUGGACAAGUCACUCAACCUCCCUGGGCCUCAGUUUCCUCAUCUGUAAAAUGAGGGGUUUGGAAUAGAUGGCCUAUGAGGUCCAUACCAGCUUAAGAUUUAUGAUCCUACUUUCUAUAUUAUUACAUUUUAUUAAAUUGAAUGUUCCUGAAGUCUAUAGUGUUGUGAUAGGACAAAGCAUUAUUAAAACUAUUCCUGUGGAGUUGUGUUGACCUGCUGUGUUCAGCUCUUCUUUACGUCCCUGUUUUCCCCCCGUUAUCUUAAACGAACUAAAUGUUGACUCUUUUGCAUAUAUUCCCAGUGGCAGCAUCUUAUGUCCUUUUCGGAUGUGCUAUCACUCAGUGCAGAUUCCAGAAGCAGAAUCAUGAUACGUGAAAAACAAAAGAUUAGUCCUUUAUUCUGUCCGCAAGUGUCUAGUUUCCUUUGGAUGCUCUUUUAGCCAAGGUCUAGAUGUUGAUGUUAUUGUUGUUGUGUACCAGUAUGAUCUGCCCGACUAUACUCUGUAGAUGAAUCAAGACGAUGUUAAGAACUUGUCUGCACCCAUCCGUGGAGGACGUCUCCAAGCCUUGUCCUCUUUCCAGGUGACAGAUUUAUAGGUGAAUGGAGGUGGUUGGGGUCCCAUCUCCUCGGUUUUCUCUUUCACUGUGGUCUCUUUAGCUCAUAUUCUUUGGGAUAAAACAUUAUGUUUUCUUCCUUCCUGCUUAUAUUUGUUGUGAUCCUCUCCCCCCCACCUGCACUACAGGUGAUGAGUGACAUGGGUGAAUGCCUCAGUUGUUUGUUCUAAAACUAGAUGAAAAUCAUCCCAGGAUAGGGCUGGUCACAAGUUGCCAGUGUUUGCCUCAAUUUGGGAAAUCCUCUUCCUUUUCACUUUGGGAUGGACUUGCUUUCAAUUUAACACUUGGUUUGUUCUUGGUUUUGUUUUUGUAUCACCACCAGAUAUCUAAUAAAAAGAAUAACACAUAGUAGGUGCUAUUGAAUUGAAUCACUUCAAAAAUGUCACUUGUUUUUUAUUUAGUGUUAGCAUUUAUGUGCUAUAAAUUCCUCAACAUUCCUUUAAGAUAAGUCUGCACAUUUGUGUUAUGCAUCAUACAUAUUAGAUUUUUAAAAUUAUUAUACUUAAAAAUCCCUUCCUUUUCUCCCCUGUUAAAUUGAAUGAGUAGACUAAUUUCCUAUCCAAAAAUUUCCUUAGGGUUCUGCAUCCUGCAAGGUGGAAAGAAUGGGAUGUUACUCUACCUCUCUUCAUCCCCAAAGUGAUGCUUUUUGUACCAUGGACCAAAAAAACGACAUCGAUUUAGUGUGAAGUCUUUGUCUUCACCAUUACACGAAGAACUUUGUGGCAGACGUUGACAACAGACUUUGGUAGCUAGUGUUUUGCUACAUCAGUGCUCCCAGGAGGAAGAAAAGCAAACCCAUAUCCACCUUCAAGUGCCAUUUGCCUUGCUAACAUCAUUUCCCCUGGUAUCUGGAGAGAGUGCCCGCCUGAUGUCCUAGCCAGCUGAAGGGCUGUCUUGUAUAUUUCCAAUCCAGUCCAACCUCAAAGCAUCUCGGGAUCAGGCAAGGCUGAGGGAGUGUCCUGAAGAUCAACAGUUUGAUGAAUAUCAAGUAUACUUCCUGGGUUUAAUAGUCCAAAGUAACUUGGGGAGCCCUCAAGGUAUAAGUCCAAUAACUAAUUCCCCUAGCCUUAACAGUGGAUUUGACUAUUUCGAGUUUGCAAACAGCAGUAAAACUUCAUAGGAUUUUUAUCAUCUUCCCUCUGCCCUUCUUUUUUUGACAUAAAAAAAUCUUACCUUCUGUCUUAGUAUCAGUUCUAAGACAGAAGAGUGGCAAGGGCUGGGCAAUGGGGGUUAAGUGACUUACCCAGGGUCAUACAGCUGGGAAGUGUCUGAGGCCAAAUUUGAGCCCAGGUCCUCUCCACGCUGGGCCUGGCACUCUACCCACUGUGCUACCUAACUGUCCUUUCUUUUUGACAGUUUAUAGCAUGAGUACUUAAAGUAUAAAAAUAGUUUUCCCUCUUACCCUAUUGAAUAGCAUCAGUUUGGAGGUUUAUUUUUUGGAGGUGAUUUCAGUGUUGAAGAUUACUCCCAGUGAAGGGAGGGAACAAGAAGAAAAUGGGGGGGGGGGGGAUCCAAUUCCCAUUUCAUUAGCAUUUCCUAGAUUAAGGAGUUAAUACUUUGUGCAACCCUGCCUCACUUAAAUUCAGUUCAUGCACAAGUCAAGACAUCAGCCAAUGGUCCUUUGCAAAAAUGAAGAAUGAAUAGCAAUAGUAGUGAAUAGGGGAAGAGUCAGUGUGCUGGGACUCACCAUGGAGAAGGCCAAGUCUGAGAGGAGAUCUUUAAGCCUGAGAAUAUCAGAGGGUUCUUGCUCAGGACUGUUUACCGGUGUUGAGCAUCUGCCCAGGGUCCUUUUGGACUUAAAGACUGUUUAGAUUAGAAAGAGAAGUUAAACCAGGAAGGAUUGGAAUAAACAAAUGAGGAAACUCUAGAGCAGUGUUUUCAGCUGCCUAAUUAGGGGCCGGUAGUAGUCUACAACCAAUUGUGACUCAUUUCCCCAAUUUUCCCCCCCACAAGUCCAUUCUUCUUAAAACAUGUAUACGUAAGAGCAUUAAUGGUCUUCUUUUCUGUUGGACUUGCUCCUCUCACCCUAAGUCACUCAUUGUGGCUUUAUUGGCAUAGUCAUUCUUGGGAGAGAUGUGACUGGUUUGUAAUCCGAUUUAAGUAGAGAAACACUACUUUAGGACCACGUACAAGGAGAAGCCACCCAUUAAUGCCUUAGUGAACUGUGGGCCUUGUGGUUUUCUUUCUGGCUGGCACUCACCCAACUUGAGCUGAAUUAGAGACACUCUGAGGUUGUACUGGAUUAGAAAGAUGUAAGAGGGAGCCUCAGCUGGCUAGGUCAGACUGGACCUGGCACUCCUGAAUCCUGGGGGAAAUGGUUUUUAUUAAGGACUAUAUGCUAAAUGGCAUUUGAAGCUGCAUACGCAGGGUUUACUUUCCCAAUUUUUCUAAUUUCAUGUUUGUUUGUUCUUUUUUAAACUGGUAGAGAAAGGGAAGGGAUGUCGAGGAAAAGACUUCCAAAUGAGAUGAGAUCACGUGAAUUGUCUCAGUAGUAAGAAAAUAUGGGCUAUGCUUGUGGUUUUAUAGGUAGGUGUGUGUGUGUAUGUGUGUGUGUGUGUGUGUGUGUGUGUGUGUGUGUGUGUGUGUCCCACCUUUAUUUAACUGACCUCUAGUGACCCUUUCUUUCUUCACCAGCUUUUAGGGGUCACAACAUGGGCUUUAUGGCAGACACUAGCACUUUAUCAUGGGCAUCUGACUGUAACGGGUUAAGAUGACUAGAGCCUUGGAUGUUCAGGGCGGGCAUUUGUCUUUAUCCAGAACAGAUUGCUUCUGAAGGGUAAGACCUUUUACUUGUUAAGGUAAGUCAAAGAAAGCCACAGUUGUUGAUUAGCUAGCACAGCUUUCUGUUCUUUUUUUUCCUUCUGUGCUUUUAAGUUCUGGAGAUCUUAGAGAGCGGCAUCCUGAACCCAAUGGGGCCCUCGGACACUGUGGUCUAAGUGCUUUCAGCUUUUACAGAGGGAGCUUACUAAAGCUGCCAUCUCUUCUCUUUGCACACUGCGAUCCCGAGAUGCCCGCUCCUGGCUUUUGCCCAGUGAAUCUUGUAUAUUAUUGCUGUUUAUUUUUCCACGAGGGUGCUUUGCAGCCAUCACUGAUGGAUAAAUAGAUGGGAUGGUCAGACUCUUUCCUUUGUCAAUGAAGUGUCCCCUCAGAGUGCUGGGUUGGGCACAUUGGAAGGUGGUGGCAAUGAGGAGGUUGGUUCAGAUAAGCCCUUUCUUAUUUCUCAGCUGGUUACCUGAUAGUUACUUUCCAAAGAGAGAUGAGAAGGAAUUGCUUCUCCAAAAGCAUGAUCCAAAUGAGGAACUCAGAAGACUAGGGAAAAUGAAAAAGCUUAUAUGUAGUCUUGGCUUGGCCUCAGUUUCCUUAGCUCUGUGGUGAGGAGUUAGGGUAGAUCACCUCUUAAAAGUCUCCUCCAGUUCUAACAGUUUAUAAUUCUAAAAUGCGCAUUGAAUACUAGCCGAUUCUUUUGUCUGAAAAUUGGGUAUAUAUUAAGGCAGAAAUGGGUAUCCAACAGUUGCCUCCAGUCCCUUUUAGCCUAAAUUAUAGGAAGAGUAGGAAUCACUGCUAUAUACACAAUCAGUCCUUAGGGGCCUCCUGACACUGAACAGCUAAUAGAAAAAUUAGUAGCUUUGGGCUCAGAAUAGCUGUGCUUAGUACUGGCUGUGUGACCUAGAGUGAGUCAUUUCCCUGCUGUUGUCCCCAGCUUCUUCAUUUGUAAAAUGGGGAUUGGAGUAGUUGUUCUCUAGAUUUCCUUCUGCCCUAAAUCCUCUGAUCUAUUCGCCAAGCAUUUCUUAUACAUCUCUUUCCUCUAUGCCCUUCAUUCCUCUACCAUUCCUUUCAUUAGAGGCUACUUGCUAAAGGCUACCUUUUCCAUGGGUAGUCUGGACUCCUCAUUCCCUUCAGCUCCUUAGUUAAUAAUAUUAAAUGUUGUAAAGGUUCAACAUAUAUUUAAUUGAGCCACAAAAUAAUCUUUUGCCUGGACUUUAGAGAUACUAUUGUCUCUACAAGUAAGGAAAUUGCAACUCUGAAAAAUAGAACCUAAGGUGUUCCUGAUUCCAAAUCACCCAGUAUGCACUACGCCACACUGGCUGUCUAGAAAAAAUAGCAGUUAAGUAAGUGGGAUCCAUGAUGCUCUAGUACAGGAGUUCUUAGCCUUUUUUAUGUGUUAUGGACCCCUUUGACAGUCUGGUGAAGCUUAUGGAUAACUUCUCAGAAUACUGUUUUUAACUGAAUCAAAUAAAAUAUUUGGGAAGUACAAAGGACAUUGAUUGUAUUGAAAAAUAACUAUCCAAAUAUGUCUAAAAAACAUAAUUUCACAGACCCCAAGUUAAGAACCUCUGGUCUAGAAAUAGAUGAUCUUAGGGAUGAAUUACCUAUAGAUCUCCUUUGAAAGCUACAGCUGAUCUGUGACCCUAAUGAAUCUAUUUCUCAUUAUUUCCCAGACUACUUACUUUGUUCUUUUCUGGAAGAAAAUGUAUUGGUCUUUGACUUUAGGUGAAGUUGGCAGAAAACGAUGCCAAGAGAGAACAAGAGUAUACAUUGAUUGGUGGUUUAGCUUCAUGAUGUGGCAUGAGGAUAUGGGCAAGUGACCUAGGAGUCUUCAAUGGCUCAUCUGUAAGAUGAUCUCUCAGGGCCUUCCCUCUAAUGUCCUGUAUUUCUCUGAAAUAAGUCAGUCAUUUUCUGAGAGUGAUUGAUGGCAUGAGCACCACACCCUCCUCUUCUUGUGUACCUCUCCUUCCACCUGUGCCCUUUGGACGUUGGCCAUUUACAUGUGCCAAAUGAAGAUGUGAGGGAAGACGGGAUGCUUACAACUUACUUUGGAAGAGAUAAUAAAAAGGAAGGAGACUUGUUUGAGCCACUGCCUCAGAUGAUACCCACUUAUCCCACUUCCUCUCAUCACAUAACUACUGGCUCACCCUAUAAUCGGAAUGUUACGGAUUCAUUUAUUAUCUUCAGCAUUUGUGACAACAAAGUCUUGUUCAGGUGGAACGAAGCUCCUCUCUCUGUGUCUCUGUCUGUUUGUCUGCCUUUUGACUUUAGACUUGCUCUCAUCUCUAUUUAAUCCUUCCUAGGGACACAGACACAGACACACAAAGGAGGAUAAAAUAACUGCUUUAUUUCAAAGACAUGCAAAAUGCCACUCUUAAAAAAACAGGCUCAGUACAAGGUAAGCGACAGUCACUAGUUUUGUUCUCAGGGAACAGGAGCAGCUGCAACCAUUGUGCAUCAUGCUUCAUGUGGCUUCCACAUAGUUCUGCUGGAGUUUUUUCCGAACCUUCAUUCCUGGUUGGGGUGGUAGCAGCAGGAGCAGUAACAACACUGGGCAGCUUCCCAGCACAGCUGUCUCCUUUCCCUCUUUCCCAGAGGACCUCACAUCCUCUCUCUCACCCUCCCUCCCAGUGCAACUUCCUCACUUCUCAUUUCUUGGGAACUUCCAUCUCUCCUUUCUUUAGAGGAGGAGAGAAUGAAGACUGUCCCUUUUCAACCCUGCCACAGCCUCGAUAGUCCUUGGGUCAGAAGGCACUGAGGAUUUCUGUCCUGUUCUGUGGGCAUAUGUCUUGGCAGCUCAUCAGUUCCUUAGAGAAAGCACUAUGCAGGGACGAGUGGGGGAGAAGGCAUCCUCUGUGGUGUUGGCUAAACAUUCUGAAGCAUCAAUUAUUUUCAUCUGUAAAAUGAGGGAGUUGGACUCGAUGACCUCAAAGGACCAUAAAUCUGUGGAUUACCUACCAGUAGGGACAACUAAAGAAGAGAAGCUUAGGGGAACUGUCUAAUGUUUGUUCAAAGUCUACCCCGACAGAAUGAAAAACCCAUUCACUGACACCGGAGAAUGGUGGCAUCAGUCACAGAACAACAACGUUCAUGGUGGAGAAUAGGGAACUCAAAUUAGUCAUUUCAAUGAUACCCAACACUUAGCAGACAAUUCCUCUCAGAUGAACCUCUGAUUCUUCAUGCCAUCACCGUUUUCUACAAAUAAUUGAACAUUUCUUCUAGCUCCCAUUCAGCUCCACCUUUUACAGAAUAUGGCAGUUCUCCUUUUUUAUAGCACCGGCAUUAGAAGGCAAGACAGCACCCACUGGAUAGGACAACAAACAGUUAUUACAUAGUGCCAUAUGUAAGGCACCAUGCUAAGCACUGCCCAUACAAAUAGGCCUGUCUUCUCCAUUCUACUUCCAUCUACAUCACAAAUGAGUUCUUUUUCAGCGUGUGUUCUGGGCUACAUACUUUGGGGUACCCACAGCAUAGCUUGUGUUGAGACAGAUUUUAAAAUGGGGGUGUCUAAUAUUGAAUACAGGCUGAGGUGCUAUCAGAAUUUAAAUUCUCAAAAAUGUGAUUUAGAGUAAACAGUGAACGUUCUUUGAGUCAUGAAAUCUCAUCGGCAGGUAGCUUAUUUAUUUGAGAGUAUCCAAUUUUUAAUGAAAAUUGGCCAAUAACCUGAAUCCAGGUUUUCUCUCAAUGCAGUGAUAGGAACGGGAAUGACUUCUGCUGGGAACUUUGAUCGAUAUUUAGUUGUUUAAAAUGGUGGGUAUGAGGUGUUCUAAAGAUACCUUCCCCAUGAGUUGCUCUUCUCCCAUUCCGUACAUUUCUAUCUUUUUUAAAAUCUAUCUUUUCAUUCUUUCCAUGUAUAGGAACAUUGAAUUAGGUCAAAGGAUUUCGAAUAAAAAGGGACCUUAGAGAUUAUGUAAUAUGUCUUCCUUUGACUUACCUAAGGCCGAGGGCUCAAAUACAUGAUCCACAACAUUCCUGAUUAUAGUCAAAGCAGAUCAAAAUGUAAUUGGGAAAUAUUUGACAAAAGAAAUAAAAAUGUAAUAAAACAGAUAAUAUCACAUUUUUUAAAAUUAAAUUAAAUUAAAUUUAUUAUUAUUAUUUUUUUGAAACCCUUACCUUCCAUCUUGGAGUCAAUACUGUGUAUUGGCUCCAAAGCAGAAGAGUGGUAAGGGCUAGGCAAUGGGGGUCAAGUGACUUGCCCAGGGUCACACAGCUGGGAAGUGUCUGAGGCCAUAUUUGAACAAUAUCACAUUUUAAAAGCAAGUUCAUAUGCUUGCUGCCUGCAGGAAUUCUUACACCGCCUUAAAUUCUAUUUGAGUUUGACACCACUGGCCUAUGGUCACACAGCAAGGAAGUGGCAGAGAUGGACCUCCAACUCCUAGUCUAGCGGUUGUUUAAUUUCAUCUUGGGGAAAAGAAAGUAUUAUAGGAGGAGGCUUCAGUACUCACUCCUUUCAACUCUUAGAAAGAUUCCAAAGUAGUACCACUGGGAAAGAUACUUUGUCAAUCCCACUAUUGAAUUUCCAGGGCUUCAUAUAGAAAAAUUCAAGAAAAAAAAAGUGUUUUCAAACCCAGGAGCAAAUCUCAAAUGAAAGAACAAAAAGCCAUCCAACCAUAGGUUGGUGAUGACAAGAAAAACAGAUUUUCAAGUCUUAGAGUUGGAAAGAACCAUAAAAGUAAAAAGUAAGACCCAGUGAAGUAAAUCAACCUGCUUAAGGUUAAAUAAAUAGUGGCAAAACAAAUACGAGAACCCUAAUAUCCUGAUACCCAAUCAGGUGUUCCUUCUGCUGUCAGAUGUUGUAUCUUAUAUUCACAUCUAUAAGGUAGAUGUCAUUGUACCUUUCUUCCUUUGCUUUAUUCAGGGCAGAAACGUAGAUACUUUUAGCUCCAGAUUUCUGGGCAGAGAAACUGUGUUUAAACUCUCCUUUCCCUAUACUUUGAGUUUGAGAGAUUAGGCACCACAAACAUUCCCUCACUCUACUCUGCAGAUAAGCCAGACCAGAACAGAGCAGUCCCAACUAUUAACCCCUCUCCCCUUCCAAGAACCAUCCUGGGGUAGCGUUAGCUCCUUCCUCCCUCCCUCCAGUAUUUUUUGGUGCCUUUCACUUCAGGGAUUUAAGGAAAUUAGUGGAAAUGACUACAGUGUAAUGAAGAAAGCCCACUGGGGUGUGAUAUGUGUGUGCUUGUGUAUGAGCAUGCCUGGCCGUGUGUCUUGGGGUGAGAUUAGGGGAAGAGACUAGUCAAAAUUUCUCCAAAAGAACAAUAUAUUUUAGUGUACUUAACAUGGGAAAUGAUUGGCACAUAUAAUUAGCAAAUUAACGGAAUAAAGUUAUCUAUAGUUUCUCCCUUCUUUGGAAGAAAAUAUCUAUUUAUAUUUCUAAAUCGUCUCUUUGAUCUUAUGCCAUCAGGGAUUUCCUGGGAGGGAGGAUUGCCCCUUUUGAUUUCUCUUGUCUUGCAGGGACAGCAAGUUUUCUAGAGUUUCCUGGACAAUACCAAUGUCAGGAAAAGAAAGGACGUUUCCGUGAGGUUUGCAAAAGGAAUAUAUUUUGUCAUAUUCUAUAUCCCAAUUUUGAGUGAAGAAAAUAUGGUCACCAUAUUUCUAGGUAUAGGAGGAGUUUGGAGCAGAUGACCGCUUGAAAGCACAGUAAUCAUUUACCAGUAGGAUUGGGGAGAAUAAGGAGAGAAGUGUGGGGAUGGAUCAGCAAUGGUCUGUGAUAUAUAUAUAUGAAUAUAUGAAGCAGAGUUUUGUUUCUCAGUGACAUGAUUAACUCCCAUCAAUAACCAUUCCUAGCCCUAAGCUGGAUAUGGAGGUGGUUCUACCCUACAUGGGUGAGAGUGUACCAAAGUCAUCACUUAGAUGACUGUCUUGGAUGAGAAACAGACCACCAGAUCCCAGAUGAUCAAAAAACUCAUUCUUGACAUGUUCAUUGUAGGAAGAUGAUUAUGAAAUGGAUUAGGCCACAUUUGUUACAUUCUAUAUCCUCAUUGGUGAUCUAUGGGAGAACAUGGACAAGAAUUGGUGAAUAUAUGGGAGAACAUGGACAAGAAUUGGUGAAUAUAUGGGAGAACAUGGACAAGAACUGUAGAGAACAGGCAGAUUCUAUGUUGCAGCAUUUGAGAGGUCAUUAGAUAGUGGAAUUUGAGAGCUGGAAGGCACCUCAGGGGCCAUCUCGUUCAAAUCCCUUAUUUUAGGUGUAUGUUACCAACUCGGGAAGAAAAACACCCUACUGUAUCUGUAGUCAAUUCAUCAAGCUCUAGAAAGUGGUCGCUCUUCAGAAUGAGAUGGUUUUGAGUCAUAUUUUCUCUGCUACAUGUAGCCCUUCCAGUUAUAACAAGUUGCAUCUUUGACCCAUUUGGUAGCUUUUGAAAUCUUUGAAAUUCUGUUUGUUUUAAGAAUAUUGGCUGAACUCUUACAUAUUUAGAAAAAUAACCCACCUCACGUCUUAGAAGUCUAUCUGGGAAUAGAACAUUUGUCAAGGUGAAUCUUGAUAGAGGGCCAAAACACAAGUUCUUAGUUUGUGUAACAGAAUGAAUCAACUGAGGCACCUCCACCUUAAAUAAAACUGUAAGCUCCAAGCAUUGUUUUUUCCAUUCUUUCUUUUUUUCUGCUUAAAUCCUUCAGAGAAAGAUAAUAUUGUCACAUGCCUGAGAUCGUAUAUUGUAGCAACAUCGACUUUUAUAGAAUUUUAAAUGUUCAUUUUUUCAGUCCCUAAAUUACAUACAUAUUCAUGACAUUUAAGAGUAGGUAUUCAGGCAAUAAUAGCUUUUUAAAUAUUACUGAUGUUUAAAGAAAUGUUUUUUAAAGAUACUUUGAAAGGUUGCUGUACACAGGAAUAGCAUUUGCUGUCACGUGGCAGUUCUAGCUCAGCCCUUGGAACAUUCCCUAGUAGAUAGCGAAGUUGGCCAUCACCUCAAUUGGCCUUCAUGUAGUAUAGUUUGCAUUUAUUUACGUAGAUGUGUAUGGGCGAAAUUUGGUGAAAAAAAUGCCUGUGUAAAUUUGAGAGCUCCUAGUUGCUGCAUUUCAUACAUUCUGUUUCCGGCCAACCAGAGGUAUUUCGCACCUCUUCUACAGUGAAUGAAAAUGAUUGUGGAAACUCACCUGUGUGUAUAUGGGGAUAUGUGUGUGACUAGAUGUAUAUAUCAGUAUAUAAAAGAGUCUAUACUGUUAAAUAAUGCACAAAACUAAUGGAAAUAUACUGUAGGUAUCAUAUUUUACUUGUUCUUUAAGUACUUUCAAAUGUGAAUUGUCCUGGAGAGAUUAUUUUUCUGUAUGUAUAUCAAAAUAUUUUUAGGAUCUAAUUUAAGUGCAUUUAACUGUAGCAGACAAACCCCCACAAUCUAAUAUAUUCUGUGAGCAUAAACUGCUUACCUAGAUUCAGUUCAACUGAAUUUGUUAUAUUUAAAAAAAAAAAAGGAAAACCUGUAGACUCCCCAUAUUAGUAGUAAGCAUAUAUACACUUGCUAGCAAGCAAUUCAAAGGGGUCAUUUCUCUGGUUCCAGAUUGGAUUGAGAAUAAUUGGCUGGUACUCCACUAAGUUGGAAAGUAACCUAUUGCUGAGCUAACAGAAGAGAAUGCUCGUUUUAUUAAAUUAUAUGUCCAAAAUGUGAAUUUUUGGGACCUCUUAUGAGGAAGGAUAAUAGCAAUGCAGAGAGCUCUCUGUGACUACAAAGAAAUGUAGUCCAGAAGGAUCUAGCAUUGCUCUCUAAGAGGACUUCACAUAGAUUAACAGUUUCUUAAGAACUCAGAACCAAGGACAAAAUCUUAACUAGUCUCUGCCCUCUUUCCUUUAAACAGGACUCGUUCAGGCGAGCCAGGUUCAGGCUUGACAUCUCUGAAAAAUGUGGGGACUAUUUUCAACUUCAUCUUUAGUUACACAGCCAGUUGUCCCAAGUUAACUGAAAGUCUGAAGUAUCUGGAUUGAUCCAUUUCCAUAGAGGCAAAGAGUAUGACCUCCACAAAGCAGGUAGAGCAAAAAUCCCACGAUGCCUGUUUCUCUUUCAAGAGCAACAGACAUGUCUUCAUCUCUUGUCCUUCCCCCUACCUAGAAGAAUAAAAGGGGCAGGUUCCCAAAUUAGUCACUGGGCAACUCUCUUUGAGAGGGGGUAUAGUCCACUGAUGCUAAGGAUGGAAUUUUGUUGAAUUUCUAUAGUGUUAAGGACUGCUAGUGGUUUCUUUAUAUGCCACUGGAGAGCUUUGCUAUCUGGAAGUGGGUACCAAAUGGAUUCUCAGUCUGCUGAGGUAAAUAGCCAGAGGUAGCUUCUUAUAGGUGUUUGAAGUUCCUCUCAGUAGUUUUCUUUGUCUUAAUGCUGUAAACAGCCAGAGGAGUCUUCCCUUUUUCCUUAAAAAGGGGAAAAUACCAUUGUGUACCAGUACCAAGUGCUGAUGAAAUACUCAAAAUGACUAGAUAGCUGUUACACACUGCUGUCAUAUAGACUUGUCUGAGUUCCAGGGAAGCAGGGACAAUCAAAUUCAAAAGAGGCUGAGAUGCAGAUUUAUUGCUCAAAGUUAUGGCAUACCUUGAGUAUUCUGUAGGCUCAUUAUAAUGUGGGAACAGCUGGUUGGUUUCAAUUCUGAGGAAGGUAUUGGCAUUUUUUAAAGCAGCCACAAAAUCAGUAGAACUUUUUAUUCUUGUACACAUGAAAUUAAAAAAAAAAAAGAAACUCUUUAAAUGUACUUGGAUAUUUGGUCUGCGGUUUAUUGGUUUAAGUUCAUGUAGUUUGUGAAAGGAAUGAGAAAAGGCAGGACCUAUUCUAGUGGAUUGUGGGAAGGGGUUGUUUUUGUACAAAAAGGUUCUAUCAGAGUUACCUUUCUGUAUUGACAGAGGAAAUUAAUGGCACUACAAAGAAAGUCUACUCCUGUGCAUUUUAUUUCACACAGAUGAGAUUGUAGUUGUGCAAGUGAAAUUAUGCAAAAAUAAACUUUUUCAAAAAAUGACAA
Monodelphis domestica (gray short-tailed opossum) is the source of this 20266-nucleotide messenger RNA. The record is from RefSeq and is a predicted model, not a curated record. Lineage: Eukaryota; Metazoa; Chordata; Mammalia; Didelphimorphia; Didelphidae.